AUCCUCUGCUACAGAGUUGCUGCUUGUUAUUUACGAACCAAAUUAGAUCAUUAUCAGGUCGUCGCGAUAUUACUUUACCAGAAAUACUGAUAAAUUUCUGUUCGUCGUCGUGAGAUUCUAACAAGUGAAUUUUCGAAGACAGCAUGGGUAGAACAUUUCAAGAAAAACAGCAAAGCCGCAGAGUGAAAAUGAGCACUGGCAACAUUUUUUCGAGAGUCUGGAACUCAGUGGUCUUUGGUUUCGGCGCUGCUUUGGGUGCCACUGCUGCUAGUGCCAUGAUUGGUGCCUGCUGUGGUUAAAAUGGAUGCUAUGGAACCAUAAUAGACAAAGAAUAAUGGGUCGAGGUGCUGCUUUCAUUUUUUUACGCUGGAAUGCAGUUUCACUUCGAAGAUGUCUCUUAGGAUGACACGUAAAAAAGUUUAUAAUACGGUGAUGCUUUAUUUUAUCUCUUGCUAUUUGAAAUCCCUUUAAGUUUUAUGAUAUUUUUCAUUCAUGUUUUCUUUAUAAUUUUUCUCUAGUUCAGUCCUUUAAUAUCAAUACAAAUGAGAAAUUCCUAUGGAAGUUUGAAAUCGAAUGGUUAUGGAAA
Schizosaccharomyces cryophilus OY26 is the source of this 586-nucleotide messenger RNA. RefSeq lists its product as uncharacterized. The transcript is spliced from 2 exons. The coding region runs from base 144 to 299 and encodes 51 amino acids. Lineage: Eukaryota; Fungi; Ascomycota; Schizosaccharomycetes; Schizosaccharomycetales; Schizosaccharomycetaceae. The record is from RefSeq and is a predicted model, not a curated record.